This is a messenger RNA of Lethenteron reissneri (Far Eastern brook lamprey), 4455 nucleotides long. RefSeq lists its product as uncharacterized. Gene Ontology annotation, molecular function: RNA polymerase II cis-regulatory region sequence-specific DNA binding; nuclear receptor activity; zinc ion binding. Gene Ontology annotation, biological process: cell differentiation; hormone-mediated signaling pathway; negative regulation of transcription by RNA polymerase II. The record is from RefSeq and is a predicted model, not a curated record. NCBI's taxonomy places the organism in Eukaryota, Metazoa, Chordata, Hyperoartia, Petromyzontiformes, Petromyzontidae.
GGCGAGUGGUGGUGGUGGUGGGCCGCGGCGUCUUCCCGCGAAGCGAGGCCACACCACAACCACAACAACCACAACCAACACCACAACCACCACAACAACCACAACCAACAUCACAACCACCACCACCACCCUCUCAUCCAUCUCUCGCGAAGACGACCAAAUCCUCCGGAUCACCGUUUGCUCCCGGGCAGUCCUCUGCACGCCCCGCGCACCCACCCAGUCGUCUCUAAAACUCAACGUCGCGCGAUCCUCUCCUCCACGCGCGUGAACACAUCGCCCUGCGCCGCUCGUCACCUCCGAUCGCGUCAUCCACCGCCGGCAGCAGCGGGCGAGCGACCCCCCCCCAACGCGCCAUGGACAGCGACAGGGAACGCGCGGCCGAGGAUCGGGGAGGCAGCCCCGGCGAGCGGGGGAGCCCUGACAGGGACCGCGACGAGAGGAUCAAGACCGAGCCCGAGGAUGAAUGGACGGAGGCGCCGCUGAUAGAGGAGUCUCGCGGCGGCGGCGGCGAUGACGAUAGCAUGGCCGCGCUCGACGGAGUGUCGACGUCGCCUGGGACUGGCGAGGGUCCCGCCGGGGACGGCGGCCGCGGCACGCCGGGUCCCGGUGACGGGGCCGGCGCCGCUGCUUCACAGGCGCAGGCCAGCACCAGCUGGUCCGGCCUCGUCGACUACCUCAUCAAAUCAGAGCUGCAGAAGUGGCAUGGAUCGCCGUCGAGCUCGCCGGGGCUGUGCGUGCCCUCCGGCCCGAGUCCGUCUUCCCGUCACUUCUCCCCCUCGCUGGGCGGCGGAGGCGGCGGUGGAGGCGGCGGUAGCGGUGGGCACCGCGGCGCGGGUACCGGCACGCUGCUGCUGUGUGAGGUGUGCGGAGACCUGGCGUCGGGCAUCCACUACGGAGUGUACGCCUGCGAGGGAUGCAAGGGGUUUUUCCGGCGCACGGUGAGCACUCAAGUGCAGUACGAGACGUGUCAGAUGAACUGCGUCAUCCAGAAGAGCAACCGCAACCGCUGCCAGUUCUGCCGCUUCCAGAAGUGCCUCUCCGUCGGCAUGUCCCGCGACUCUUCUCGCCGGGGUCGGACCCCCCAAGCGGCCAAGGUGCGUCCGCUAACGCGGCCUUCGAGCAGGAGCCCCCACCGGCCCCUCGCUGGACAGGCCCUGGGAGAGGAGAUCACAGAGUUCGGGACCUAUGAGACCAAACCCUUGCCGCUGUUGACGGCACGUUCGACGCUGGCCGACAUGCUCACCUCGUCCACGCUCUCCACCUCGUCGGGAGGAAACCGCACAGCCGCCUCCUCGUCGCCGGCACCCAUGUGGGAUGGGCCCCGUUCCGCCUCCCCCGUGUGCCUCGACCUGCGGCAGCACCUCCCGGCGCCGCGCCGCUCUCCUCCGCGCCCGUGGGACGGCCGCUCGUGCGGCCCAGCCGCCGACGCCCCGUCGCGCUGCCGCGCCUUCGACCUGCACCCGCACCGCGACCUGCACGACGCCUACGACGGCCUGGAGCCGGCGGACGAGGACGGCGGCGACGACGACCUCGACGUCGGGGGGGUCGGCGUUGGCGGGGUCGGCGCUCGCGAGGAAGCGGACGCCUGCGGCAGGGCCGGCCCCGGUGGGCUGCGCGCGGCGGAGGCCCUGCGCGUGCUGGCGCGGCACACGCAGGAGGUGUGGCCCGUGGCACGAGGGUCCGCGCCGGCAGAGGCUCGCGCACGCCCGCCCGGCGCCGCUCAGCACGCGCCCAACGCUCGCGACGAGCUGCGGCGCGCGGCCCGCGAUCUGCAGCGCUUCGCGAGCCAGCAGGACGUGCUGCUCAAGGGCGCGCUCUACGACUGCAGCCAGGGCCAGCCGGCCGACGCGGCCCGCCUGGUGCACGAGGCCCGGGACCUCCUGCGCUGCGUCCGCGAGGGCCUGCGUGCGCGCCUCGACGCGGUCGCCGACGGCCUGGACGCAGCGACGGCCGGGCCGCAUGGCGGAGCGGAGGGGGCGGCGGAGGGGUCCGCGCCGGCCUGCGCCAGCCCCGCGUCGCCCGAGUGGAGGCUCUCUUCCGAGCUGGGCGCGGCCGAGAGGGGGCGCAUGCUCUAGGGGUGCCGGGCGCGCGCCGUUCGUCUCGAGCGAUCGGAUAAAUAGCCGGUGGUGGCCCGGCGGCAGCAAAGAGUCGACGUUUGUCAAAGGGAUCGAGCCGAUGUUAAGUGACUGAUACGACAAGCAAAAAAUAAAAAUUAUAGGAUUAUUUUUUUCCUGCCAACGUGAAAGUUGUUGACGUACCUGGCUGCCGCAUCCAGAAGAGGCUGAAGCACGUGUUUUUUUUGUUAAAUCGCGGCACUUGGCAUCAACGAUGUUUGUGUCGACGUUUGUUCGAUGUUGCGAGUGACCCCGCGAAUUAUCUGCCGCUGACGUGUUUGCUCCCCCAUUCCCCCCCACCCCCCACCUCGCUGAUUUGAUGGUCGUGGCUUCGCAGUGCUUUGCGCCGCGAUGGCCGGUACGCAGGGUGCUAAGCGAUGUGGGGAUGAAAGAUAUCCUUGGCUCUCGGUUUUUUUUUAUAUCCCUGGGACUGCAGUUGUCUUCCCCGGGAAGGAUAAAUGUAUCCUUCGCUGUAUAAAAGAUGUUGCGUAAAAGGGUAAAAAAACAAUUAUCAUGUUGCGUAAGAAUUGUUAUAAUUAUUUUUAUUCCUCCGACCUCGGCAUCUCUGGUACCCCCACCCCUCUCUUGGCUCAAGUCUCACCUUCUCACGCAUCUCCGUAUCCUCUCCCUCCCCCUUUCACUGUCGGUGUUUCGCAGGGGUCGGUUCAGGGCCCCUUACCAUUCCUUCUGUGUAUUUCGCCCCUUGAAUCUAUUAUCUCCUCUUUCUGCUUUCCUCGCCAAAUUAUUUGCUGAUGACACCCAAAUCUUCUCCUUUCCCUCUUGUAUCCCUGACCUUUCCUCUCGUAUCUCCAACCUCUUGCCUACCUAUAUGAACUGCAAUUUAAUAGAAAGUUUUUUCAGGAAACAAUCCUACCUGCUAUAAAAGGCAGGAGAUGCGUACAUCCCGGCAGCGUCCCAACGUACAGUAUCGUACCUCGUACGCUGCUGCGUUUGCCUGCCGCGCGAAAUUUUUAAUAUUUUACAAUUUUGUCGUAUCGCCAUCGUAAGAUCUAAAUAUCGUAAGUUGGACCAUUGUAACUCGGGGACUAUCUGUAGUUAGGAAACACAAAUAUGAUCCGAUCAUGAGUUUGAUACACGAUGAGCUGCACUGGCUACCUAUGAAAUGCAGGAUUGCGUAUAAAUUAUGCCUACUCGUUUUUAAGAGUCUCCAAUUUGCUCCAUCCUCUCUCGCCGAUCAGUGCGUAUCAGCUUCAACGGACCCAAAUCCACUCCGACUACAAUCCGCGGCUCGCGGCGACCUGCUGCUGUACCCCACCGCGCGAUGCGGCCGGCGCAGUGUCCCCGGCCCAGCGACGCUGAAACACGCUGCAGCUCACGCUCGGGAUCCAUCCCCGAGUCUGAGCCAGUUCUGCAAGAGACUCAAAACGGUGUUGCUGCUGUUGUUUCAGAGGCGACUUCAAUGUGUGAUCAGUAUGUGAUCGAUGCGCACUCGUGAUGGACUGAACUCAUAAGAGUGCGCGCUAACAAAUGUUCUUACUGAAAAUCUUUCCAUGGCCGUGCCCCACCUCAUCUCUUCUCUCUCAUCUUUUUCCAUGUCCCCCCCCUCUUCAUUCCCAAUUCUCUUUCCGUCUCUCUCUGUCCCUCCUCCCCGUGCCCAAUCCCGUGUUCGGCCCUUCUCCCUCCCUGUACCCUUCCCACUCGCAUCAACUCCCCCUGGUACAUUGAGCAGCAACCCCCCCCUAUAGACUCAACACUACUCACAGACUCAACACUGCACAUAGACUCAACACUGCACCAUAGACUCAACAUUGCCCAUAGACUCAACACUGCACAUAGACUCAACACUGCACCAUAGACUCAACACUGCCCAUAGACUCAACACUGCCCAUGGACACUUCCCAUCGACUCAACACUGCCCAUAGACUCAACACUGCCCAUAGACUCAACACUGCACCAUAGACUCAACACUGCACCAUAGACUCAACACUGCCCAUAGACUCAACACUGCACCAUAGACUCAACACUGCACCAUAGACUCAACACUUUCCCUGCAUAUGAAGCAGUCCACCUCCUUAACUUCCUUCUAUUCCUCUCUUAAAGCGUCACCUCUUCUCUAUUUCCCAUUCCCUCCCCUCGCCCCUCCACUCCUGCCCGUUCCUCCCCUGGCCUUUCAUGAUCCCUAAGUGCCCCUAUAUCGCUGCUACUCAUUCCUCAACCCUUGCACCUUGCCCGCCCCUGCCAUUGAAAUCCUCCUAUUCCGUCGCCGUUUUUGAAAACCAUGUCAAGCGCCUUGAGUGAAGGCGUUCUAUAAAUAUAGAUGAGACGAAUAUUAUAAAUAAAUAAAUAAAUACUGAUGACAUUAGAUGAUCCAGGAAAGCCA